Messenger RNA from Callorhinchus milii (elephant shark), 1637 nucleotides. RefSeq names its product ankyrin repeat and SOCS box containing 18 (gene asb18). Gene Ontology annotation, biological process: intracellular signal transduction. The transcript has 5 exons. Lineage: Eukaryota; Metazoa; Chordata; Chondrichthyes; Chimaeriformes; Callorhinchidae. The record is from RefSeq and is a predicted model, not a curated record. Gene Ontology annotation, molecular function: protein binding. The coding region runs from base 51 to 1343 and encodes 430 amino acids.
GACCAAUUUUAUCUGGGGAAUUAUCAUUUCAGCCUCCUCACAGACAGACGAUGCAAAGUGUUAGCAGGCCAGAAGCGGCCUGGAUUCCCAACCACACCCUUGCUUCCCAGUUUGUUUGGGAGCUGAAACGUGCCCUGGAAGCUCAGGAUCAUAAUUGGGCGACCGGCCUCCUCCAGGCUGGAGUGAAACUCCCCAAUGCCACCAUCGAGCUCUCCAAUGAUGACUGGAUAAACGAUCCAUCUGCAGUGCUGCAUCUGCUGGUUCUCCUGGGCCUGUGGUCCCUGGAGUACAAACGGGAGCUGACCAGCCCACUGUGUAUUGCUGCCACCUACGGCUACACGGACUGUCUGCGGCACAUCCUGCAGUGCGGAGCUGAGGUCAACCUGGUCCCAGGCCCAAGGAGUGCCCUGCAACAAGCCUGUGCCAAUGCCCAUCCCCACUGUGUGCAGCUUUUGUUGGAGCAUGGUGCCAACCCCAGGCUCCUGAGUGAGGAGGGCCUCACUUCACUGCACCUCUGUGACAGCCCACAUUCCUUCUUGUGUGCUAAGUUGCUGCUGAGUCACCAGGCGGACAUUAACCAGCUGAGUGAUGAGGAGGGGACAAGCCCACUGCACGUGGCAGCGGAGCAUGGUCUGGUGGAGCAUGUGCUGCUGUACCUGCGGUAUGGAGCCAAGGUGGACAGAGUUGACAGCCGCGGGCAGACCCCACUGGGCUCGGCCUGUGCCCAGCCCCAGUCUUCGGGCUCGCAGGAGGCUUAUCAUCAAGUUUGUCAGCUGCUCAUGACGCACGGAGCCGAUGUGAAUGCUGUGGAUGGGGAGCGGGCGACCCCGUUGCAUAGAGCUGCCAGGAAUGCCAACCAUGCCCUGGUGCAGCUCCUCCUCCAGCACCACGCAGACGUCAAUGCCAUUGAUUACAACGGCUCUUCACCGCUCCGCUGUGCGCUCCAAUCUGCCGUCCUCAAACAAGAGCUGCAACCACAAUGCACCGUGCAAACUCUGCUCAACCAUGGCUCCCACAGAGUCUGGCCUGGGGCCUUCAUCAAGGUGCUGAAAAGCUGUGCAGUUUCCCCUCAAACCAUUGAAGUCUUGUUCAACUCCUAUCAGCAAAUACAAGUCACCGAGGAGUGGCCAGAGGUUGUCCCUGAGGACAUACUUCAGGUGCACUGGUCGUUCUACAAGUCACUCUUUGCAUUGGCCUCAAGGCCGCGCUCCCUGCAGCAUCUAUGCCGUUUUGCAGCCCGCAAGCUGUGUGGUGAUCAGUGCCAGGCCAUCAUCCCCACUCUGCCAGUGCCCAGGUGCCUGCAUGGAUACCUGCUGCUCGAACCACAGGGAUGGGUGUUCUGAACAUUAGUUGGCUCCUCACCUCCUCCCUCACAGGCCAUGCACAUCUGUCUCAAUGCCAAGGGGAAGCACGAGGUGUUUACCACCUCUGCUGAUCUUCUCCCAGUGCAACAAACCCAACAUCAAGAGAUUCUAUGGGUAAGACCCAAAGAACAUAAGAACAUAAGAAUUGCUAGACGAAAGAAGACCAAGGUCUAUCCAGUUUACCUUCCAACAUUCUGGCAGUUGCAUGCUCAUUGAUGCCCCAAACUAUGUCCUAAAACCCAAGAUAAUACUUCCUAAAAGAAAUCAAUUUAA